AUGGUGGGAGCAACAACUCAAUCUGUGUCAAGCACGGUCCUUGCCUCCGCAGAUCUAAUUAAAAGCAUAGACCUGGGUUUCUAUAAGCUGCAAAUGAAUGAAUCGUUUUUCAUCUUUGAAAUAAUCUUUGGAAUCUACUUACUCUUGAACCUAGCCCUCAUAGCUGAGAAAUACUUAAUGCCUUGUCUCAUGAAUAUUUCAAAGCGAUAUAAUAUGAGUAGAGAUCUAACUGGAAUACUGGUAGCUAUAGGCAAUUUAGUCCCAGAACUUACCACUACUAUAUUGUCAUUCUUGAAACAUGGAGUAAAGAUGACUGAAUUUGGCAUUGCCUGCAAUGUAGGGACCUCGAUAUUCGUGAUAACUGUGGUGCCAGCUGUUGCCAUUCUUAUGACUAUUUAAGGUAACACACAAAAUGCUAGAUAAGAAGGAUAAUCGCAGUAAAAUAGUGAUGAUCAUAAUGAAAAUCAGGACGAUGAAGAUGAAAAUUAGGCCUUAAUUGAGAAAGUUGAUAAGGAGGUUGAUUAAGAUUCUGGCCACAACCUGAGUCCCGAAAUGGAGUAAUAAAUGAUGUCUACAAUAUUCAGGGAUAUGGGUUUCUUCAUAGCUGGCUUGAUUCUUUAUGAGGGAUUACUAUACAAGGGUAUAAUAUAUUUCCAUGAGGCAAUUGCGCUAUUCCUUGUGGUUGUUCUGUAUAUCUUUGUCAUUUUUAAGAUGGAGAAGCAAACAGAUAAAAACGAGCAAAUUAAAAGCUUAGUAGCAAAGGGUGCAAAUCAAAUGGAAUAAUCUAGUUUACAACACCUUCCAAAGCAGCAGAGCGAUGACUAGUGCUUUAAAGCUAACGACAAGCUGCCCUCUAGUUAUUCGAAUUCAUUUUAAGCACACGGUAAGGAAUAGGACUUACUGUCUAUGGUGUCUAAGCAAGACUACGAGACCUUGGAGAAGGAGAGUAAAAUGCUACACUAUUUGGAAUUAUUAUGCUACCCAGCCAUUAAGUUACUCGGACUAAUCCUGCCUGUGUAAAAAUCCCCAAUCGCAGCAUUCUUAAUCAUCGUGGCUCUAUUUUUCAUAAGUAUGGACUUCAUUUUGACUUUAGUUAGUGUGAUGUCUGUAUACACUCACCUCUCAAGCGUCUUAAUAGCUCUCACUAUAAUGUCAUGGGGAUCAAGUCCAAUAGAACUUAUUAAUCUAAUCAUUGCCUCUAAAAAGGGAGAAUUACAAAUAGGAUUGACAUCAAUCCUAAGUGGAAUUGUAUUUACAUUUUUCAUUCUUAUGCCCCUUGCUAUGAUAUUUAAGAUGAUAAAGAAAGAAACACAUGAGAUUGAAGUAAUCAGUCCCAUCCACUCUAGCAAUCUAAUGUUCCUGCCAGCUUUGAUCUUGACUUUAUUUACAACAUUUAUUUACUGGAAAACUAGAAUGAACUUUGGCAAGUACUCUGCUUCAGCCUUGAUAAUCUCAUACUCACUCUAUCUAGGCUACAUGUAUUAUGAGUUGAAAGGUGAUAAGAUAUGA
Stylonychia lemnae is the source of this 1509-nucleotide messenger RNA. The record is from the annotation of a GenBank genome assembly. NCBI's taxonomy places the organism in Eukaryota, Ciliophora, Spirotrichea, Sporadotrichida, Oxytrichidae.